UGUCAUAUUUAAUUACAAUUACGUGUUUACAUAUGCCUAUAUUUUUUUAUUAAUUAAUAUAUCCAGCUAUUGUUCUCAAUCACUCCAUUAUACUCUCCAUUUUCAGCCAUUAUUGACUCAUAUACUCACACAAAAAAAGAAAAGAAAAAUAAAAACUCAUUUCUUACAUGCAAAUUUCUCGGAGUUUGAUCCGUUUUUUCCAGUCUAUUUAGAGGCAUGUUUUUUGUUUCUUGAAUUCCAAUUUAUAAUCAUUAUGGAAUAAAAGUAUUUGAUGUCAAAUUGCCAAGAUAAAUAUUAUCAAUUCAGUUUCUUGUACACAUCAAUAAGAAGAAAAAAGAGAAGGCGAUCUACAAUCAAGAGUGCCUGGUUUAGUUCCUGUCUAGCUGAGGAGUUGUUGCAAUAGAUGGAGGGGAAGCAGCAUUUGCAAAGCGUUAUCGCCAAGCUUAUGGGACUUGAAGAGCUUCCACCUAAGCUGCCUAUCCCUAGUAAUAAGAAAAUAAGAGUGCUCUCAGAGAGCUAUCUUCAGAAAACGGCUUCAAUAGGUUUACGAGAAAAGAGCUCAGUUUUAGUUGGCCGUUCCAACACACAGAAGCAGCAAGAAGUUGUAAAGGUAUUCGAAACUCACACCUAUAGCCAUGAAAAGUUAAGCCAAACUGCCGCCAAGGCCAAGAAGCAAAAGUAUACCGAUUCUUUUGUUAAGGAAUCUGAUGGUAUUUCUGGAGAUUUACUUUCUGAUAGUGGUGACUUACCAAGAUAUCUUCGGCAGGCAUAUGGAUUACCAACCAAGCGUUAUUGUCAGGUUUCUAGAUUGUGUUAUGACCCAGUUCAUUUAGCUGGUCCCAACAAUGUAAGCGUCAGCAAAAUAGCCAGUAUGUCUACCAGAACUACUGUUGGAGAUACUACGAGAUCACUUCCAAAUGGGCCAGUAGAUGAUGAGGAGGCAGAGGGAGAAGGUGUUGUUAAUAGUGUGGAGCCUCUAGGAAAUAGUUUUGGAGUUCCAAGGGCAAUUGCACAGAAAUCACCCCACUCUGUAUGGGACCAUAGUUGUAAACCUAUAGCUAGAGCAUUAAAGGUUAAUGAGUCUUUUCUCAAGGCUGUGGCACUGAAGCUACCUUCCUCAAGAGGAGAUGGUUCUCUUCAUUCCUUUGCAAACAAAGAAUCGAAGAAACAAAUCACUGAAGGAUGGAAACUGACGAGUGCUUGUCAAGAAAUUGAAGUAGGUCACACUCUUGGAGAAAUGCAUGAGUUGGAAACAAGGCCACAAUAUAUAGAUAACAAACAUAGCUUUCUGCGCAUUAGGGGAUCAGGGUCAUGUAGUCGUUUGUGUAUCAGUGGUCCAAAGUAUGAGUGUAGUAGGAGUUCACCACUUGAUUCUAGAGUAGCCUCUGGAAAUCCUAAAGACAGGAUCAGCAUUGAAGGAUCUAAAUAUGACUGGCAUCUGAGGAAAAAAGAAAUUGUUGAUUCUAGCCCUUGGAAGCUAAAGCAGAAAGCCGGUUUAGAAUGUAGAGACUUGAGUUCUGUGCUUGAUCAGUCAUCUGGUUCCAUUAGUGCUUGCAUAAGCUCAGCAUACGGCCAGCCUGAAAAGGAGAUUACGUUAGAGAAAGACAGUCUGUAUAGAGGCAGCAAACCACACUGCUCAAAUGCAAAUGCAGGAAACAUCACAAGUUCUUCCAGGAUCACUGACGAGCUCCAAUCUGAAAGUCAUUCAUAUAUAAAAGAUGGCAAUGCUUCUAUCAUUCCUGUUGGACAGGAAUCGUGGAAUGAAGCACAUGAAAUAGGAGCACUUUCUGCCAAACACACUACGGUUGACCGAAAAUCUCCUAAGAAUCCUAGAGAAACCAAUCAAGCUAGUCCAAAUUCAGUUCUGGAGCCACCUUUCAAGGAGGAGAAGCUCUGUGCCUCUGAAUUGAAUGAUAGACAUGCUGAUCUAUGCUAUGUUGCAAUGCAACUUGAGCUUCUUGAUACCAUCUCAGAAGAAACAUAUUCAGUGUCUCAAGGGAUGAUGUUUCUGAAAGAGCGUCUCUUGAUCUAUGUCGAGAGAAUAAGAAGAUAUUGAUAGACGUCAACACCGAAGAAAGUAGGGACUGUUCCUACCUUGUUGAUGUCUUAGAUGAGGUGAACUACAAUAUCUGGAAUUCUUCUGAAUGUCCUGUCAAUAACUCGGUGUUUGACAUGUUAGAGACGAAAUACGGGAAGCAAAAGUCUUGGCCAAAAUCAGAUAGGAAGCUUCUGUUUGACUGUAUAAAUUCAGGGUUGAGUGGGAUUCUGCAUUCAUUUAUGGAUAUUUACACGAUGGAAAAAUCUUUGAAAAGAAGGUGUCAUUUUAAGUUGCGGGGAAAUGAAGUUGAGGAAGAGUUGUGGAAGUUGCUGGUGAGUCCAAAAAAGGAAGUUUGCAAGGCCUUGUCUGAGAAAGCACUUGGGAAUGGGACAAGGUGGUUGAAAGUAGAGAAAGAAAUGGGGACCUUAUGUGCAGAGAUAGAAAGCUUUUUGUUUGAGGAGCUAGCUGCAGAAUUAGCUUAUUAUUGAGAAUAUAUAAAAUGGAUUUUUCACCUACAAGUUGUGGCAGAAAAUGUAGUGUUUUCAUCAACAGUUUUGACAUGAAAAUAUUAGUUGUGAUGUAUAUAUUAGUCUUGGUGACUUGAAAAGAAAUGAGAGAUUUGGCACUAUUCUGA
Molecule: messenger RNA, 2672 nt
Organism: Lycium ferocissimum
Lineage: Eukaryota; Viridiplantae; Streptophyta; Magnoliopsida; Solanales; Solanaceae
Exons: 4
Coding region: 404-2056 (550 amino acids)
Source: RefSeq, a predicted model, not a curated record